UCGGAAGCGCGCGUUUCUUCGCGGUUAUAAAGUUACCUUAUUUCAUGCAAAUACACAUUCCCGUUGAUCAUAUCUAUACGCGGACGCGUGCUCGCUUCCCGAGUAUGUGGUGCACAAGGCGUACGGGCUGCUCGCGUGUGCGCUCGUAUUCACGGAUCUGUGCGCGUCCUUGUGCACGUGUAUAUUCGCGGCCCUCGGUGUACACAUACACGUAUAAUGCGUGCGCUCGUCGUUUUACGUGUGUAUGCGUAGAGGCAUUGGUGUAUAGGCAAACGCGGGUGCACGGCUCUAUAGCUGUGUAUUCGGAUGUAUGGAUGCGACGGAGCGAGUGGAAAAGUGCCGGCAAAAUAUUGGGAGGAUUGAGGGGCAGGAGCGUUCGAUGGGAGGCUUCGAUCGAGGAACGAUCGAGGAAAGUUUGCUGCAGGGAUGCCGGCGGGUUUGUGUCCCCGGAAAUGCCAGUUUUUGAGGGCCCUCACGGGGCCGAGGGAUGUGGAGAAUCGUCGUGCGAGAUGGAAAUUGUGCGACUUGGUGCGACGACCGUGGCGGAUCGAGAUUCAAAAGUGACCGCAGCCGAGGCUGGAGUUUGGUGGAUACGAGGAAUUGCGAAUUUUUUGCGACUUCGGGCUCGACAUUUUUUGGUGGAUUUUGAGAGAGAGAGAGAGAGAGAAGCAACUCGGGGAUUGCUCAGUGACUCGCGGACGGUUGACCUCGGGGACCGUCGCCUUCUGGCCCGCGGAACACUCGGUUUCUUGGCUCUCGCGAGUGUGGCAGAUAUUUUCUUCACUCGGAGAAUUAUCCGGGGGUUUUUGGGUUUCGACUCUACGUCGCAGCCCGCGGAUCGCUACGAGCUACUACUGUUUUUGCCGGCUCGAUUUUCAGUGCGGUUCUCACGACCGCGAGGCGGAAGAGUGCUCGACGAAAAGGGCUCGGCCAAUCUCACGGGGGAAAAGCACAAAUUCGAAGAACCGGGAUUUUUGGGCGAUUCGAACCGCGUCGUAACUGGGGCUCUCGCGGUGGUAAUCGGUCUCGAAGCGACGGUCACUCGGGAAUUUCUUUUCGAGCGUUUUUCGUAACCACCCGAACGAGGACGCUUCGCGACAUUCGUCGCCCUCAAAACACGGGACGGGAAGAGAAAUUAGUUCGUUGGAAGCGCAAACGUUUUUGAGAAGCCGGAAAAUUCACGUUUUACCGAGUUUCUAGAUAAUUAUUUGUCCCAUCGACUUGUUCACUCGCGGAAAACGACCGUUGAAAAAGCCUCGAAAAGCGAGAUUAUUGGGAGGCGAAGUCGAUGCGGAAUCGCGCAGUCUUACAAAUAAACUCAGAGAUGCUGCGCGCUCCGACGGUUUGAAUGUGGUUGGAAGUUCUGUCGGCAGGAAAAUAAGAAGAAAAGAGAUGAACAAAGUUCCCAAUCGACGAGUCGAUUGGAUAACUCGAUGGUUGGAGGACCAACGAGAGUGAAUUUUCAUUGCAAAACCAUGAGAAUUUGUGCUGCUCGCUGUACGUUUACAUGUCAGCAGGAUGAUUCGAAGCGGCGCGCAGAUGAUUCUCCAAACUUGUUGUAAGCCGCUUGGCGGUGUAUCGCAGGGGCAUGAGCGAAGAAUGUUGCGAUAGAGAGAAAAGUUGAGAGCACUGCGUUGUACAGAGUGUUGGUUAUGUUGAUUGUUUGCGUAGAAAGAGUGGGCAAAAAGCAUUGAAACGUUUGAACAAUUAAUGAGGAUGAUUAUUUCGACUUGUUCCCUCAUGACUGUUCGUACGAGAAAAAAUUGCAACUCCUCGUUGCAGAGAGAAAACUUGUUUUGCUUGUAACGCCUAAAAGAGGGAAUUUAGAGAACGAAAGACAGUGGGAAACGUCAUACACGUGAGUACGCAGCAUCCGAAGGCCGAGGACGAGGGUCACUGCGAGAAACUGCGAGGGAUCCGAAAAAAAGUCUUGCAAAAAGAAAAACAUAAACAGUCGGGGCGCACUGGUACACAACGAUGUAAAAUAAUACGUUCGCAUGGAGGGAGGAAAAUAAAAGGCAUGUGCGAGUGCGUACAGGGAGUUGGGGUGAAGUAUGGUGAACGGCUUACUCACGUUUUUG
This is a messenger RNA of Venturia canescens, 2081 nucleotides long. RefSeq lists its product as uncharacterized. The coding region runs from base 45 to 1073 and encodes 342 amino acids. Lineage: Eukaryota; Metazoa; Arthropoda; Insecta; Hymenoptera; Ichneumonidae. The record is from RefSeq and is a predicted model, not a curated record. The transcript has 2 exons.